AUGAGUCAGAAUUGUGCUGCCUGGAUCAUUGCUGCCAGAACCAAACCCUUCAUAAUUGGCGAAGCCCCCCUCUAUAAGCCCGGAAAGGGGGAGAUUCUUAUCAGAAACCAUGCUGUCGCGGUUAACCCUGUAGACUGGAAGAUCCAAGAGUCAGGUCUCUAUCUGAAUACAUUUUCUUUUAUUCUGGGAAGAGAUGCAGCGGGUAUGGUGGUGGACAUUGGUGAAGGUGUCACCCAAUUCCACAGAGGCCAGCGGGUGAUCGCUCCUAAAUCUGGUAAUUCUGCUCACGCAGCAUACCAGCUGUUCUUCCUCGCUUCACAGACUCUCGCGGUAUCUAUUCUAUUCUACAUAAGCUUCGAACAAGGCGCAGUCCUGCUACUAGCAAUAUCCACCAGCGCCGCAGGCUUAUAUCUUCCGGAAUAUCUCAACCUCCUCUUGCCAUCGGAUACUCCAGAGUCACUGGAAAAGAUUCUACUGGUCUGGAGUGGUGCAUCUUCUGUAGGCACAACAGUCAUUCAGCUCGCGACUGCCUUUGGCUUGUAUGUUGUUACGACCGCGUCUCACGCUAACUAUGAGUUUGUGAGGUCUCUGGGGGCAGCUGAUGUAUUUGAUUAUCAGUCGCCGACUGUUGUUAUGGAUAUAGUGACGAGACUAAGACACAUGGAUCUAUGUAGUGUAUAUAAUGCUAUCACUCAGCGGCUUCAGAAGUGUAUUCCAGCGGUCAGCGUGCACCCGUGUUAUACACCUACUGUAUUUUUCCACCCGAAGUAUGUAACCUCCUACGGGAUCUCAUACCCCCCAAAUGGGAGGAUUGGGAAGGCCAUCUGGGGAGCCUUCGUGCCACAUGCCCUGGCCACUAGGCAGUUGAAGGCCAAACCUGACCCAGUGGUAGUUGGGCAUGGACUAGAAAAUAUCUAA
Molecule: messenger RNA, 918 nt
Organism: Aspergillus niger
Lineage: Eukaryota; Fungi; Ascomycota; Eurotiomycetes; Eurotiales; Aspergillaceae
Exons: 6
Coding region: 1-918 (305 amino acids)
Molecular function (GO): oxidoreductase activity, acting on NAD(P)H
Source: RefSeq, a predicted model, not a curated record